GUCCGGGGACGAUGAAGGCCCCGCACUGCUGCUGCUGCGGUCUCGGGCGCCUCCUGGCCCCUGUCCUGGUCCUGCUGCUGCUGCUACUGCUGCCGGCGCUGAGCGGGCCCCCGGCGGUGCUGCUGCAGGCGGCCGAGGCCGCGCCGGGCCCCAGGCCUCCGGAGCCGCGGCCGCGCACGCCGCCGCCGGGCCCCACCCCAGCUCGGCCUGAGGCCGCCGGGCCGCGGGGCCCCGAAGGCGGCAAUGGCAGCAGCCCCGGGGCGGGGCUUGUGGCCGACGAGGCCGCGGGGAAGGCCGGGGAAGGCUCCGUGGGGGGCGGCCUCGCCGUGAGCCCCAACCCUGGCGACAAGCCCAUGACCCAGCGAGCCCUGACCGUGCUGAUGGUGGUGAGCGGCGCGGUGCUGGUGUACUUCGUAGUCAGGACGGUCAGGAUGAGGAGAAGAAAUCGAAAGACCAGAAGAUAUGGUGUUUUGGACACUAACAUAGAAAACAUGGAAUUGACACCUUUAGAACAAGAUGAUGAAGAUGAGGAUAACACAUUGUUUGAUGCUAAUCAUCCUCGAAGAUAAGAAUGUGCCUUUGGUUGAAACAACUUCAUCUUUAUACAGUGAAGAGCAGAGUUUCUAUGCUUAAGGAAUAAGAAGCCACUUUAAUCAUUGGGGGGGGGGUAUUUAAGUUAUACAUAUUAUGAAAAUUUUUAAUUUUUUGUUCAGUGACUAUUGAAUCAUUUUGUUAUAUCUUUGUAUAGAAGUGAUGUAUUAAUUGGUUCAGAGUUGUUGGAGAUAAACUAUACUAUAAUAGUUUAUCUUUUUGAAAAUUACUUUUACAUGGAGUAUUUACUGAUCAGUUUUUGUUUCUUGCUUACCAUAUUAUUAUAAACUGUUCUGUGUACUAAUCACUUAAUGCUAAUUAUUUUUGCUGAUGUAUUUUAAAGAACUAUAAAAUCUGAGAACCAUCUGGUAUGUAAAAAUAAUUAAAUUUUCCUUUGCUGAGAUAUAUUUCCCUUUUUGAGGGGAGAAAGCCAAAUGUAUUAUUUUGUUUGGGUUUUUUAAAAUACUAAUAAAUGUUAUUGUGUGCAAAACAAUAAAUACAAUUUAAAAUUCU
This is a messenger RNA of Lepus europaeus (European hare), 1104 nucleotides long. RefSeq names its product family with sequence similarity 174 member A (gene FAM174A). The record is from RefSeq and is a predicted model, not a curated record. NCBI's taxonomy places the organism in Eukaryota, Metazoa, Chordata, Mammalia, Lagomorpha, Leporidae. The coding region runs from base 12 to 569 and encodes 185 amino acids. The transcript has 3 exons.